AUGUGGAAUUUGAAUAGAAUAGGUCUAGCUUUCUAUGAUUUUAGAGCUAGACAUCAUUCAUAUUUUCGUGAAAAAUUACUAUUCACUUUCGUAGUCUGCGAUGAGAUGAAAUUGGGAUUUAUGACGAUGCUAGCAGGGACGCACACCUACAACUACGGAGUUUAUCAGGCCAUUGCAGAUUCUAUGAUGGUAAAAGAGAAAGCUAUAUUUAAAAAAGAAGUGCUGACCGGACUUUGCAUGGAAUGUUCGAGUAUCUCAACGCAAAACAAAUGGGGUACAAUCUGUUUGUGGAUAAUUUUAGGGCCAGUUCAUGUGAUCGUUGAUCUCGAGGGCGGCUAUCGUAUGAGGAUGUUUUUAAGAGCGCUUGAAGAAAGUGUGCUUGUCAAGAAGGAGUACCACUAUGUUUUCGCAAAUUUUGAAAUGGAAGAUGCAGAUUUGGCCUCAUUCCACUAUUCGUUGAUCAAUAUCACGGGUUUUCAAAUGUUUGAUCGAAUGGAUAAAAAAUUUGUGUGA
Molecule: messenger RNA, 513 nt
Organism: Strongylus vulgaris
Lineage: Eukaryota; Metazoa; Nematoda; Chromadorea; Rhabditida; Strongylidae
Source: the annotation of a GenBank genome assembly